AUGGGCGAAGAAAGGGCGCUCUAUCUGAACAGCAUCAUUGACCGGCUGGUGAACCUCAGCAUGUUGGAACGCACGACUGCUCUCACACACCUCUACAACUUACGGACUGCUGCCGUGGAAGAUCUCAGCGAUGCUGGAGACGACUGGCAGCAUUGGGACAGCGUGCUCGGCUCAUCAACGCCACCCGACAACGUCAAGGCACUCAUUCGCGAUCUCACGCACCUACCCGAUGAUGAGCUUGCUAUCGUUGGAGCACAGGUUUCGGAGAGGUCCCACAUGGCCCAAGAGCAAAUCCUACACAUCGCCGACUACAAGGAGAGAGCAAAGCUCCAGGCUCAGCUCGCAGCGAGCGCCAAGCAAGCGCGUAAGAGCUAUGUCGCCGCCCGCCGAGGGCUCGACAUGAAGCACAAGGCGAAGCUGGCGGAGAAGAUGAAGGACGUCCGCGACGCAAUCGAACACGGCAUCGACACCGGUCAGGAUAUCACCGCACUCGAAGUGGUCUUUGACCGCAUCGAGCAGGCAUUCUGGGACCAGUGUCCCAGAUCCGCAGCCAGAUUGCACAUUUCGCCCUCCCCACGGAGCAGCGCCAGUGUAAUCGUGUGCAAGCUGCGACCUGACGCGCUCCAAAAACACAGCUGGAGCGAUACCAGCACCCAAAGUCGGGUCGGAACUCAGACAGGCGAUGGAGACGGCGAGAUCAUUGCAGAGGAUAAGCGCAAGAUCGGAGAGCUAAGGCAGAUGCUCACGACGCGGCUGAAGGUUCAAGGAUUUGGGAGACGAGAUGAACAAGAGACUGCAUGA
Didymella exigua CBS 183.55 is the source of this 801-nucleotide messenger RNA. RefSeq lists its product as uncharacterized. The transcript has 4 exons. Lineage: Eukaryota; Fungi; Ascomycota; Dothideomycetes; Pleosporales; Didymellaceae. The record is from RefSeq and is a predicted model, not a curated record. The coding region runs from base 1 to 801 and encodes 266 amino acids.